Cercospora beticola is the source of this 843-nucleotide messenger RNA. RefSeq lists its product as uncharacterized. The record is from RefSeq and is a predicted model, not a curated record. NCBI's taxonomy places the organism in Eukaryota, Fungi, Ascomycota, Dothideomycetes, Mycosphaerellales, Mycosphaerellaceae.
AUGGCACUCGCUGCGAUGCGUCGUGCCGACCUUUCUGCACUUCUGCGUAAGAGCCGGGAAGAUCGGGAACAAAUGUGGAAGUGCUUCGAAUUACUCUCUCCAGAGCUCGUACAGGAGAUCUUCGGCUAUGUCAUGAUCGAGAGUUACCAGCCGGUCGAUGCUAGCAAUACCACGGCCCUCUUCGACAGGAUCUAUCGCAAGGUCGACAGCAUUCCAAGCUGUCUUGCCGACAUAGCAGUCAAUGUUUACUUCGAAGUCAACACCUUCAACCUCUUCACGACACAGCCACUAAUGGAUGCUGCAAUAGAUCCUUCGAUCGACAUGAGCAAUGAAUGGUUCUUCGAUCUCCACUUUCCGGCCCCAUUUUCACGCAUCAGGCGAAUUGAGUUGUGCUGCCUCACCGUCAAAGAGGAAAACGAAUUGCGCUACAGUUCUGGACCGACGGAGCAGAAUAUUGUGCUUGCGAGGAUUGAGCAGCGCCUGAGCCUCGUCGUGGAAAGGCUCCGGGCUUUCAAGUCUCUGAUCGUGUUCUUGUGCCCAGUCAAAGCGCACGAAGAUGCUUCGCAAGGCACACGCCAUUCAUAUACACAUCUCAGAAACCACUUGGCCCUUGAAAGUGCUGCUAGAAUCGUCUCAAUCUUGCGCGCGCUGAAAGUCUCCGAGGUCGCCCUGGGCUUUCACGGCCACAUCGGCCAAGUUUCCAUGCCCUGGAAAAUGAACGGCAUCGCGAUGACAGAAAUGGAGCUUGCAAAAGCUCUCAGGCGCCUGCCGCGACAGAGGACUAUUCUCGUGAAGGGGACGGAAAAAGGGUACCAAGAAUCCAGUGCUCGUCGUUCGGCGUGA